Cavenderia fasciculata is the source of this 7407-nucleotide messenger RNA. It is a transcript of the gene pikB, whose product is annotated as phosphatidylinositol-4,5-diphosphate 3-kinase. Gene Ontology annotation, biological process: phosphatidylinositol-mediated signaling; protein phosphorylation; cell migration. The record is from RefSeq and is a predicted model, not a curated record. NCBI's taxonomy places the organism in Eukaryota, Evosea, Eumycetozoa, Acytosteliales, Cavenderiaceae. The transcript is spliced from 14 exons. Bases 1 to 7407 code for a protein of 2468 amino acids. Gene Ontology annotation, cellular component: phosphatidylinositol 3-kinase complex; plasma membrane; cytoplasm. Gene Ontology annotation, molecular function: protein kinase activity; ATP binding; 1-phosphatidylinositol-4-phosphate 3-kinase activity.
AUGUCACAACAAUCCUCUGGGAUAGUGUCUCCACUAUCUCUAUCUACAGAAAAUACUAAUAAUAAUAAUAAUAAUAAUACCAACCGUACACGAGGCAAUAGUAAAUCAUCGCCAUCCAACCCCAUCAAUACUAAUAAUAAUAAUAAUAAUAAUGUUGAUCAACAUUCAACUUCAACAUUGUCAUCUGCCGAGGAUAAUAAUAAUAAUAGAGAAACUGUAAACUUUAAAGCACUUUUAAAUACAUUUAAUCAACCAAAUAAUAGUAAUAGUAAUAUUAGUCAAACAACAUCCAAACCAAGAGCAUCAACUGCCAAAACAUUAGAAUUUCUCACUAAUUUAACCAGUCAAUCUUUAUCAUCCUCUUCAUCGUCGCCGUCUUUAUCGUCGUCGUCAUCAUCGACUUCAUUCAAUAAGAAUAAUAAUAAUAAUAAUGGAAACUUGAGUAAAAGUAAUGAUUCAUCAUCUUCAAUAUUAUUUGUUGCACCCGAUGAAAAUGGAAAUAGAUCACCUACGUCAAUGUCAAAACAAGAUAAUGAAACAAUCGAUCUAUUGGAUUCAAUUGUAAAUCUAUCAUUACAAAGUAGUAUGUCGUUUAGUACUCCUUCUCCUCCACCUCCAACAAUCAUUACAACAACUGUAUCAUCAUCACCCAAUAAUAAUAAUAAUAAUAAUAAUACAUCUACGACUGCGACAAUACAAUCACCAUUGAUUCAAUCUCCAACUAUAUCAUCUAUAUCAAUGUCACCAAUUCCACCAUCACCAAUACUACAACAACCAGUUAGAUUAUCGUCUACUACACCUUCGACAUCACAAACCAAUCUCAAUAGUAGUUCACCCGACCAAUCUACCAUUAAUUCUCCAUUACUUUAUUCUCAACAACAACAACAACAACAACCACAACCACAAUCAACAUCGACAACUGCUUCAUCAUCAUUGCCAUCACAAUCUAUUCCACAUAGUGCAAGUAGUAAUAGUUUGAAAUCAAUCUCAAAUUCACCAAUUUUGGCAAGCAGUAAUAGUAGUUUGAAUUUGGUCAAAUCAACUAGUAGUACGAGUAGCAGUAGUAGUAGUGGUAGUAGUAAUAGUAGUACUAUUGGAGGUGGAGCAGUUACACCUGAUCGAUUUAGACAAGCCAAUAAGGGCAGUGUCCUCAUACCUUCACAUUUGAAUCAAAAUAUUUCAUCUUCGACGAGUUCAUCAUCAUCUUCAUCAUCCUCUUCAUCAACUGGUGAAUAUUCACCUCGCAUUGGUAGUCCAGUGAUUCAUUCGACAUACAGUUCAAAUGCGGCAGCAGCACAGGCAGCAGCUGCAUCGGCCAGUAAAAUAUUUUCAGCGCAGUCGACAACGUUCAAGGCACCGUUGGUGGUCAAGAUCAAUCGAGAGUCGAGCAGCCACUCGAUUUGGAAGUCGACAUUGAGCGGAGCGGGAAAGGAAGAUCACAUCAAGGUGUGCUUUGAUGAGAUUCCCGGCCGCCGUAUCGUGCAAAAGGUGUCGAUCGACCUGACACCUCUCGAAAUUAAAAAGCAACUGCUCGAAGAGGUGGGACCCGAGUUUCUCCAAUUGAUCGAUCAAUUCGAGCUCAAGGUUCUCUCUAUAAACUGUACAUUUACAAACGAAUCACUGCCACUGCGUCGUCAACUCGUCAUGCAGGCCUGCAACAUCUCGCGUCUCUUUCCCAAGAUGCAGCUGACCCUCAAAGACGGCAACGAGCUCAAGCUGCCCGACACAGAGAUCGUCGACCUCAAGGGCCACAUCCAGACCGAGCUCGAGAUCUUUGAGCUGACGGGCAACGGGUUUGCGCGUAUCCUCGAGUCGGGCGGCCAAGAGGUCAGCAGCUUUCGUCGCGACUUGGCGCACUUGCGAUUACAACGAACUGAUGAUGAACGCGAGAAUGAGCUGCUUCAGUAUGUCUAUGUGCUUGGCGAACCCAUGCCACUCGUCACACCACCAAAAAUUACCGUCCAAGCGACAUAUGGAGAUGAUGUCAAGAUUAACAAGCGAUUGGAUGUGUCGCCACAACUUACAGUCGAAGAACUCAAGACACAGAUAUUCAAAAAGUUUGCGUUGGUUGACAAGAGCAUCUCGCGUGGUGACAAGACACCCAACGACUAUGUCAUCAAGGUGACUGGAUUUAGAGAGUAUAUUCUCAGCAUUAAAGAGCUGGGAGAGGCUGGGUUGUCGCGUCUAGACCGCUACCAACCAACGGGCAAAGACGGCGACUUUGCACUCAUCGACUAUGACUAUGUGCGACAGUGUAUUAGUAAGCAGCAAAUGCUCGAACUCUCAUUUACACAAAACAACAUUUUAAAGUGUUCCACCGAGAAGCACCAAACAUCCUUUAUCGACAAACUACUAGACACGACCGAUUUUGACAGCGACGACGAACAACCGCUCAUUCAACACGACGAACAACUAUUACAACAACAACAACUAGACAAUAGUUCACCAUCAAACUCUUCAACCAAUCCUGGUGGAUCUGCAACCAACAGUCUAAAUAAUAGUGCAAUCAAUGUUGGUGGAAGACUGCCAAUCACCAAAGUCAACAGACUGUUCCGAGUCAAGGUUGUUGGUUUGAAAAACAUCAAUAUAUCAGUAUCGGAUGAUGCCAAGAGCAAGUUUGGUGAUGGUGAUCGUCAACCCUAUUGCUAUGUCAUGGCUGAACUCUAUCAUGGUGGUCAGUUGAUCGCUACCCCAACCUUUACACCAACCAUUCCCAUUACCCAUAUGGAUUCUUUACAUUUCCCGGAUUGGGAUCGUGACGUUUGGACACCCUUUAAUAUUUCCAUACGCUCUUUACCGCGUGAAACUAGAGCUUGUUUUACAUUGUUUGUCACGAGUAACAGUACCACUAGCAACGGUACCAUCAUUGCCAGUUCUGAGGUGGUCCAAGACACCAAAUCAAUUCCAUUGGGUUGGGUCAACUGUCAAUUGAUCGAUCACAAAGGUUGUCUUCGUACUGGUCCAGUAGCUUUUAAACUUUGGGAAGAUGAUCGUGCCAAUCCAAUCGGUACUUGUAUUGAAAAUCUUGCCUCAAAAACUCCAAUAGUCCUAAUGAUUGAAUUUGAAACUUUUGUUAAACCAAUUGUUUUUACUAAAGAAAUUAAUCCAUUAAUACAAAUAUCAUCAUCAAAAAAAUUAGAACCAAAUGAAGCAAGAAGAUUAAAUGGAUUAAUGCAAUCUGAUCCAUUGGUCAUUUUAACACCAGAUGAUAAAAGAUUGAUUUAUAGUUAUCGACACAUUUACACUUCGAAACCAAAAGCAUUGGCUAAAGUUUUGACUAGUAUUAAUUGGGCUGAACAAGACCAAGUAUGGGAGGCAUACCGGUUAAUGAAGGAAUGGGCAGAACUCAAACCAGUACAAGCAUUAGAGUUGAUGGAUGCCAAGUUUGCAGAUAGUGAAGUACGGUCGUUUGCCAUACAAACUCUAAAACAAUUUACAGAUUCUGAAUUUUCAGACUUUUUAUUGCAACUAUCUCAAGUACUCAAAUACGAACCAUAUCACAAGAGUGAAUUGUCUAGUAUGUUGAUUGAACGUGCUCUCUCUAAUCGAUCUCGUAUUGGUCAUUCUUUCUUUUGGUUCCUAAAGGCUGAAAUGCAUACACCCGAAAUUGAAGAAAGAUAUGGUCUACUCUUGGAAGGUUAUCUUCGUAGUUGUGGUUCACACAGACAAGAACUCAUCAAGCAAAACCAAGUUUUAAAAUCUUUGUAUCAAGUUGCCAUGGCCGUCAAAAAUACUCAUGGAACUUCAGAGCGUAAAAAAGUACUUCAAGAUGGUCUCUCUAAAAUUAAAUUCCCCGAUACUUUCCAAUUACCUUUAGAUCCUCGUUGGGAAGCUAAAGGUUUAAUUGUUGAUAAAUGUAGAUUUAUGGAUAGUAAAAAGUUACCAUUAUGGUUAGUUUUUGAAAAUGUUGAAAAAUAUGCAAAACCAUUAACAGUAAUAUUUAAGGUUGGUGAUGAUUUGAGACAAGAUAUUCUUACACUUCAAAUACUUAGAACAAUGGACAAGUUUUGGAAGAAUGGAGGAUUGGAUCUUAGAUUACAACCAUACAAGUGUGUGUCAACUGGUGAUGGUAUUGGUAUGUUGGAGGUUGUUUUAAAUGCCAACACGAUUGCCAAUAUUAACAAGGAUGCUGGUGGCACUGGUGCAUUGUUGGAGGAAAAGACAUUGGUCAAUUGGCUCAAAGAGAAUAAUCCAUCGGAACAAGAGUACAACAAGGCCGUUGAAACAUUUAUCCUUUCUUGUGCCGGUUACGUCGUUGCUACCUAUGUCAUGGGUAUUGGAGAUCGUCAUGCCGACAAUAUCAUGAUGACGCGUGCCGGUCAUUUGUUCCACAUCGACUUUGGACACUUUUUAGGCAACUAUAAGAAAAAGUAUGGGUUCAAGAGAGAACGUGCACCAUUUAUCUUUACUCACCAGUACAUGGCUAUUGUCGGUGGCAAGGAUUCCGAAAACUUCAAGUUCUUUGUCAACACGUGUUGUCUCGCCUACAACAUCCUCAGAAAGAACACUGACCUAUUUAUUAACCUUUUCCAAUUGAUGCUUAGUACGGGUAUCCCUGAACUUCAAUGUGCUGAGGAUAUCGACUACCUACGCAAGGCUUUGGGUCCCGAAUUGACAGACGCCGAAGCUGCCGAAGAAUUUACUAAAAAUAUUAUCGUCGCUCUCAACACUAAAACCGUUUUACUUAAUGAUAUUUUCCAUGAUUUUGGUCAAGUGUCAAAUAUUGAAUUAAAGUAUCUCCCUGCCAAACUCGCAGAUAAGGUCAAACUUGGGUCAAUUGUAAGAAUGAGUACAUAUCCUAAUCAAAUCAGAGUUCAUUCAUUGACGUUUGAUGAUGAAUUGAUAUCAAUACUGCUACUGCCACCAUCAUUCCAAUCAUUGACAUUCGGUUCUAGUGUUCAUCAACCACUAUCACCUGGAGUAUUACCUUCAUCAUUACGAUCAUUAACAUUUGGUUAUAUUUACAAUCAACCAAUAUCACCUGGGGUAGUACCGUCAUCAUUACAAUCAUUGACAUUUGGUCAUUGUUAUAAUCAACCCCUCUCUCAAGGAGUAUUACCAUCAACAUUGCAAUCAUUGAAGUUUGGCGUACCGUCAUCAUUACAAUCAUUGACAUUUGGUAAUGGUUAUAAUCAACCCCUCUCUCAAGGAGUAUUACCAUCAACAUUACUAUCAUUAAAGUUUGGUGUUGACUAUAAUCAACCUAUAUCAGUUGGAGUAUUACCAUCAUCAUUACAAUCGUUGAAGUUUUGUAGUCGUUAUAAUCAACCAAUAUCACCAGAUGUAUUACCAGCAUCAUUACAAUCAUUGGAGUUUGUUGGUAGUUAUAACCAACCUAUAUCACCUGGAGUAUUACCAUCAUCAUUACAAUCACUGAUAUUUGGUCGAUACUAUAACCAACCCCUAUCACCAGGAGUAUUACCAACAUCAUUACAAACAUUGGAGUAUGGUUGGCUAUUCUAUCAACUAUGUCCUGGAUUUGUACCUUCUAAAUCAAUUAUAUUGAGUCUUGGUGGUAGUUUUAAUCAACCCCUAUCACCAGGGGUAUUACCAUCAUCACUGCAAUCAUUGACCUUUAGCGAUAGAUAUAAUCAACCAAUAUCUAUUGGAGUAUUACCAUCAUCAUUACAAGAAUUGACAUUUGGUAUGGACUAUAAUCAACCACUGUCAGCGGGAGUAUUACCAUCAUCAUUAUGUUCGCUGACAUUUGGUGAUAACUAUAAUCAACCUCUAUCUCAUGGAGUAUUACCAUCAACAUUACAAUCAUUGACUUUUGGUGAUGGAUAUAUAAUCAACGCCUAUCACCUAAAAAACUAUAAUCAGCUGUUGCUAACCACCGUAGUACCUCGGUCAAUUCAAUCCCUAACCUUUAAAUGUGAGAAACAUUCAACUACAACUCCAAUAACAGUCUCCUGUGAUUUCAACCAAUCAAUCCAGGUUUUAAGAUACUUUAUUAAAAUCGGACAGUUAGGCGUAGUAAAGCUUCCAUCGGAAAUCGAUACCAUAAUCUUUAAAAUCACUGGAUCACCAAGUGACUUGGAUAUCGUCAAAUGCUUUUCCAGCCUACCAACUCAGUGUUCGUAUCUACAACGAAAUCCCAAUUCUAUCAACGACAAUCCAAAAUAUUUAAUGCCGUACCCCAUCAACCUGACAGAAUAUGUUACAGUCAACAGCAACAAAUAUUUCAUAUUAUAUUCAUAUCCAUCCCACUUGACCAAGAACAAAGUAUUUUUAGUUAUUUCAGAGUUUGACAAUGAAUUGUAUGUUUACAAAGAAAUGAAUUAUUCUGACACAAUACCAAAAAGAGCUGAUUUUGAAGUCGAGUGCAUGAAACUAUUCUUGGGAGAUGAUAUGUUUGUCCAAUACAAAGACCAUCAAGACAUGGUUGGCGACAAAAAGUUUUGUAUAUUGACUCUGUAUUGUCAAGGUGGCGAUCUCGAGCAAUUAUACCAAUCAAAAAUUAAAAGAGAUAUAUGGGUCUAUGUUGAAAGAAUAGUACUUGAAAAACUAUCUCAUCACAGAAUUGCACAUCUCGACGUUAAACCACUCAAUCUGUUUAUUGGGGACGAUGGACAAAUUGUGCUUGGUGAUUUUGGAUGUUCUAGCCAUUUCAAUGUUGAACCAAACCAAAACCAGAGUUCUGCUGAACCCACUCAAACAAUAUUUGAGACCAAUGAAUCAAACCAAAAAUUUUAUUACUCUAAAAGUGAUGUAUAUUCAGUCGGAUGUACUCUUCUCAAAUUACUUUCAUGUAUUGAAACUUUACUUUUUGGACCAUCAUUUAAUUGUCCCUUUGAUAUAACUGUUCUAACCCAACAAUUAAAAGUGAUUGUAUUUGGUCGAUCAUUCAAUCAACCAAUCCCAAUUUUCGAAUAUUUAUACAAGUACAGUUUCAUUAUCAAUAUUACAACAGAUAUUUGGAAUCAAGAGAAGCUGUCAAUAGUAUUUUCUGAUAAAGCCCAACGAGAAUUCAAACGAUUUAACAUUUAUCAUUGCAACCGAGGAAAUGAAAAUUCAAUACCCACUCUCAAUUCAUUUAGCAAUACCCACUUGCAAUCUAAAAUCAUAUUGACUAUUGGUGAAAAAUGUUUUGGAAUCGGUGAAAUCAAUAGAGUACUAGUACUAAUAUCUUUAUCCGAUUAUAGAGAAAACAAUGUAUUAACAUGGAAAAGGAAUGAUAUUGAAUUCUCAAUCGAUUUAAAAGAUGUCAGUGUCAUAUCAUUUGUUCAAUUGGAAUUAGUAGAUAAUACAGUUCAUGUUGAAUAUCCAUUGGAAAGUAUGGAGGAAAUAUUUGAAUUGGACAAUGAUAAUAUUCAUCAAAUGUUUGAACAUCAACAACAAUAUUUGGAUGUAAGACUUAUUCCUAUUCCAACUGAUCCACUCCUCAAAGACAAUAAUCUAAACUAA